AUUUAAAACACACGUUUGGCCCUUUUAUGCUCUAGGUUCAACGCAUGCUCACUGUUUAUGUUUGCGGGGUUGUUGGUUCUUGAGCAUUCGGUAGCAUGUGUUUCACUUUGUCACUGUUUAUUUUUUAUGUGAGCACCAACCCAGAUGAUCAGUAAAUUUUCGCUCAUAAAGGGAUUUGGCUGUUAGAGGGAACCUUUUUUAUACUACAUCGCACAAACCGGCCUAAACGGCUUUGAUAAGUUCCUGCGCGCGAGGAGUUUUUUGACCCGAACCGGCCAACACACCGACACCCAAAAUGGAUCCGGAAGCAUUCCUGGAUAUCGCCAAUCAGGUGAUAAAGCUGAAAAUGUUCCCGUACUUUGACAUCGCCCACAGCCUACUGUGUGCGCUGUCGGUAAAAGAGGAUCUUGGUGCGGGGGCGCAAGCAUUCUCCCGCAAACACCCGCUCGCUUGCUGGCUAUCGACUAUGCUGGUCGUUUUCGCAGGUGGUAUGGUCGCCAAUGGGUUGCUCGGCGAGCCAAUCCUGGCGCCGUUGAAGAACACCCCACAGCUGCUGGUGGCUACCGCUUGUUGGUAUAUCGUUUUCUACACUCCCUUCGACGUUGGAUACAAGGUGGCAAAGUUCCUACCGGUUAAAUUGGUAGCCAGUGCCAUGAAAGAAAUCUAUCGUGCAAAGAAGAUACAUGAUGGCGUGACACAUGCUGCGAAGUUGUACCCGAAUGCUUUUAUCAUCAUGAUCAUCAUUGGCACACUGAAGGGCAAUGGAGCUGGCUUCACCAAGCUGCUCGAGCGAUUGAUUCGUGGUGUAUGGACUCCAACCGCUAUGGAAUUCCUGCAGCCUAGUUUCUACACGAAAGCCUCGCUCAUUGCAUCCAUCAUCUUCGUUCUGGACAAAAAGACCGACCUGAUCUCAGCACCGCACGCCCUGGUCUACUUUGGCAUUGUCAUUUUCCUUGUGUACUUCAAGCUGUCGUCGUUGCUACUGGGUAUUCACGAUCCGUUCGUACCCUUCGAAAACCUGAGCUGUGCACUGUUCUUCGGUGGCAUCUGGGAUAGUUUGGCUAAGAUCCUAGGUCGCGGACAAGCCAAGGAAGAAUCGAAGGACGCUAAGAAAUCUAAUUAAACGCACAACUUGGGAGGGGGGGUUUGAAUAUCGGGCAAUUUUCUUUUGAAAAACUUUAUUUAGCUUAGAUGCGCCUUUUUUCGCGAUUUAUUUUAACGUUCAAAGCACAGAUCGAUGCACUUUCGACACAACUACGCAACAAUUUAGAUAUAAGAACAAAUAGAAUGAUGCAUUCUAGUCAGAUGAUACCAAAUUCGAUAGAAGUGACAAAGUGAGAUUGAUGAGAAGGAAGACAUGGACGAACGACUUGAGGCAGCUUUUAACUAUCAUACUUCAUAAGAGUAACCUGAUUUUCAACGCAGAAAAAGUCAACAUGGAAGGGAAGACAAAAGCACAAUCAAAUCACAGUGGGUGAGAUUCGGUUGUCCUUUAUCUCGAACAAAUUAGCAAUUCGAGUGGCAAUAUUUAGGUGAACUUUGAGACCAUUUUUAAAUUUGAGAACAAGUAAAUUAGUAUUAGGUAAGACGCAAAAAUGACUCAAACUACAAACAAAAUGCGAGUGAAAUAUACAAAUGAUUCAAUCCAGA
Topomyia yanbarensis is the source of this 1650-nucleotide messenger RNA. RefSeq names its product trimeric intracellular cation channel type 1B.1-like. The record is from RefSeq and is a predicted model, not a curated record. Gene Ontology annotation, molecular function: identical protein binding; potassium channel activity. Gene Ontology annotation, cellular component: membrane. Bases 296 to 1123 code for a protein of 275 amino acids. Gene Ontology annotation, biological process: potassium ion transmembrane transport. The transcript is spliced from 5 exons. NCBI's taxonomy places the organism in Eukaryota, Metazoa, Arthropoda, Insecta, Diptera, Culicidae.